CGUAUCCGGGAGCGCCGCCGCCGCCGCCGCCUUAAUCUACCGCACUGCGGUGGCCAUCUUGCUCAACUCUCCGCCUCAACUUUAUUUUUGCGCUGCGGCGAAUCUCACUCUCUCUGCACAUGACCUUCCGAGUGAAUUCGAUCGUCGACAGAAGUCAGGCGGCAGCAAACGCUCACCAAUCCCAAUCCUAUCUAGUUUGACAAUCCAUUGAGUGAGUGUGCUCCCAAUGUUUGCCACACAUCAGCCGACACGAAGCGAGGGGUGCGGAGCCGGCGAGCUGGGGCGAAGUAAGACCUUCCAUCACGCCCCACCAAGCCGACUACCACCGUCAACCACCCACCUUGUGCCAGAGCAUAUGUCCGCUCAUCUAGCUGGCCACUACCCGACAUACCAACAGUAUGAGAAGGGCAUGCCGCGUUCGCCGAGAAUAGAACAGCGGGGAAAUAGGCGCGAAAGAAGCGGCAUUUUUUUUUUGUCCAGACACUCUGCCGGUCGCAGCACGUGCGCGGCGAAAUUCACUGCUGCGGGGGAUCGAUAGAUGUUCUGCGUGGUUGGGAAAGUCAACUGGUAACCCCUCACUCCGGCCAAGGCAACUACAGUCAAAGCUGUCUGUCCAAAGAUGAAGUUCACGUAUGGAGCAGCACCUACACAACGUGUUCGGUGGACGGAGGAGGAGUCGCUGCUUCUUGCUGAGCUCUAUCUCUCGCAUGGUGUGACGCAGGGAGUGAAAGGCGGUAUGUUGGAGUCACUCGUUGCCACCUUCAACGAGCGUCUUGGCUACGACCAGCCCAACCACCCACGGUACCGCGACAAUAAGUCCAUUCAAAACCGCAUGUCCCGCCUUCGCACCAUGUGGCGCAGCCGGAGGAAGAAGGGCCCGCACGCCUAUGAUGCCUACGCCUCGGUCGAGGAGCGCCGCUUCCACAAGCGGAUCGACGACCUCCUCGAAAGGAUCGAAGACAAAAAAUGCUCAAACAGCGCGGUGCACCGGUCGGCCAAACGCAAACGCGGCACCUCGUCGCGCAAGUCUGUCUCGCACCGAGUCUCCUCGGUCUCCUCAGUCCAUGGCCGCCCUGGCAACUUUGCCCACCACCAGAGGAGCAUGUACCCUGCCUCGUCUGCCAUCCCGACCUCGCCGUACAUGGCUUCGUCCAUGACCGGCCUCCACUCGGGCCUUCUCCAACACCAACAGAGCCAGACAGGCAACCAGCAGGCUGCUGCUGCUGCUGCUGCCGCCGCCGCGUGGGCAAACCCCAUGCUCUCGUUCAUGUACGGCAUGGGCUCACCAGCCUCCUCCGCCGCCCCGGGCGCAGGCGCAGGCGCAGGCUCCGACCCGCAGCAGGCCAUGUACCUGCCUUUUGCCUACGCUCAGAUGCAGGCCGCAGCCUACGCCCGCUUUGCCAUGCAGCAGGCGCAGGCUGCGCAGGCUGCGCAGGCCGCGCAGGCCGCGCAGGCCGCGCAGGCCGCACACUCGACGUCACACGCCCCCUCAGCCGUCUCCAACGACGGCGCCUCCGCACCCACGCGCCCCGAGUACCUCGCCCACCCGUCGCAUCCGACCGCAUCCGUUGCCUCGGCCGCUCCCACUAGCCAUCUUGCGCCCACCGUGGCGCCCUCGGCUGAAAAGUCGCCCCUUGUUGGCGAUGCUACUGCCACAGGCUCGCCGUUCUUUGGCGACGCCGCCGCCUCGCUUGCCUCAAUGAUGCUGCCGUCCACCUCGCGUGAACGGUCGCAGUCGCCCACCUCGGCUCGCGCCACGGCCUUUGUGCCGCCCAUCGCCUCGUCAACCGGUCUUGAUCUUGGUGCCGGCUCCCUCGCGUCGAACAACAACGACGACGACGAGGGCGCCCCGCCGCUCAAGAAGGCCCGCGGUCUUGCCCCCUCCAAUGACGUCGCUCCGUCUCCCUCUACCUUUACCUUGCCUGGGAAGUCGAGCGGCUCACCCGCCCGGGAGCAGAACGCUGCUGACGUUCUCCUUGCACUCUCGUAAGUGAAUUCUUGCCCACUAUCAC
This is a messenger RNA of Thecamonas trahens ATCC 50062, 2012 nucleotides long. RefSeq lists its product as uncharacterized. NCBI's taxonomy places the organism in Eukaryota, Apusomonadida, Apusomonadidae. The transcript has a single exon. The record is from RefSeq and is a predicted model, not a curated record. The coding region runs from base 620 to 1990 and encodes 456 amino acids.